Molecule: messenger RNA, 1125 nt
Organism: Anthostomella pinea
Lineage: Eukaryota; Fungi; Ascomycota; Sordariomycetes; Xylariales; Xylariaceae
Source: the annotation of a GenBank genome assembly
AUGCCUUCGGUAUCAGACUUCACGCCCUUCUGCAAUCUCAGCGCCGUCGCGAACGGGACCGAUCUCUGCACGCCAGAAACAUGCUGCUUAGCGUUCGGGGAGAUUAAUUAUCUGCCCAACUUCCCCGCCAACGUCUUCUUCGCCGCCGUCUUCCUCUUCCUCCUCAUACCCAAUGCCUUCUUCGGCAUCCGGUACAAGACGUGGUCAUUCAUGACGUGGGUGACGCUGGGCCUGCUCGGCGAGGCCGUCGGGUACGCCGGCCGCAUCAUGCUGUACGAGAACAUCUUCAGCUUCAACGCCUUCCUGGUCUACCUGAUCCCGCUCACCCUGGCGCCGGCCUUGAUCACCGCCAGCAUCUACCUGUGCCUGGCUCGCUUGAUCAACGUCCUCGACCCGGCCCUCGAGCAUACGCGCCUGCAGCCCAUGACUUAUACCAAACUCUUCGUGACCUGCGACAUCAUCUCGCUGAUUCUGCAGGCCGCCGGCGGCGCCCUAAGCGCAAUCGCCGACACCAAGGCCCAGGAGGACACGGGCGUCCACAUCAUGAUUGCCGGUCUGGCCUUCCAGGUCUUCUCGCUCCUGCUCUUCAUCGGGCUCUGCACCGACUUUACCAUCCGCCUGCGCAACGGCCGCAAAACCGGCAUGUCGUGGCAGAUGCAGGGCGGCGCCAAGUCCACCGGCUCCAUCACGUCCAACGUCGACACCUCAUACGAGUCCGAGGGCUCGCGCAUCCCGCCCUUGAUACAAGACAGCGAGGACGACGCUCUCCGGUACGCGCACAUUACCAAUACGUUCAUGUUCAAGGCCUUCGUCGGCACGCUGAUCGCCGCAACCCUCCUGAUCCUCACCCGCUCCUGCUACCGCCUGGCCGAGCUGCAGGGCGGCUUCAACGGCAAACUCGCCAACGACGAGGUGCUCUUCAUGAUCCUCGAGCCCCCGCUGAUCUUCCUGUCGUGUGCCCUUCUCAUCACCUUCCACCCCGGCCUCGCGCUGAAGGGACUAUGGAGCAUGGGCGAAUUCAAGAAGCCAACGGUGGACGCCGCGGCCGCUGUCAAGUCCAAGGCUGGCUUCUUCACGUUUCGAAAAGAUCAGCGCCGCGGCACGUAUGAGGGUGUUGCCGCUUGA